Messenger RNA from Fomitiporia mediterranea MF3/22, 1567 nucleotides. Its product is annotated as thiolase-like protein. The transcript has 11 exons. NCBI's taxonomy places the organism in Eukaryota, Fungi, Basidiomycota, Agaricomycetes, Hymenochaetales, Hymenochaetaceae. The record is from RefSeq and is a predicted model, not a curated record. Gene Ontology annotation, molecular function: acyltransferase activity, transferring groups other than amino-acyl groups. Bases 13 to 1404 code for a protein of 463 amino acids.
UCAACCUCGACCAUGUCGUCUCAGGCUCACAGAUCUGCUAGAGUGUUUAUUGUGGGUAUAGGAUGUACUGCAUUCAUCAAGCCGAGGGGAUUGAGAACUACGGAAGAUAUGGGCCUUGAAGCAGCAACGAAGGCAUUGCUGGACGUUGGCGUUACCUAUGACUCCGUAGAGGCUGCUUAUGUCGGUUUUUGUUACGGUGAUUCUACGAGUGGUCAACGUGCGCUGUACAACCUAGGUCUGACUGGUAUCCCAAUAACCAACGUGAACAAUAACUGCUCCACGGGUUCCACUGCGCUCUACAACGCAGCUAACUUGAUCCGCGGUUCGCAAGCGGAUUGCGUUCUGGCGCUUGGUUUCGAGAGGAUGUCUCCUGGGUCUUUGAGCACCAACUGGAAAGACCGUACUCCUCCCAUGGAGCCGUUCCAGAUGGCUACUGAGGUGGCCGAGGAGAGCCUCGGAAAGAACCACGGUCCCCGACCGCCCCGCAUGUUUGCAAAUGGUGCCGUUGAAUAUUUCAAAAAGUAUGGCGGCGGUGUCGAACACUUGGCGAAGAUAGCUGCGAAAAAUCAUAAACAUUCCACGAGAAAUCCUUAUUCUCAGUUUAGGGAUGGGUGGAGUGUUGAACAGAUUUUGAACGCGCCGAAGAUUACGAAUGAAUUGACUAAGUUCAUGUGCAGCCCGACCAGUGACGGAGCUGCUUGUUGCAUUGUCGCCUCGGAAGCGUUUGUUCAUGCUCAUGGGCUCGAAAACCAAGCUAUUGAAAUCAUAGGUCAACAACUGUCGACAGACUUCCCGUCAACUUUCGACAGUAAAAGUGCUAUGGAACUUGUAGGUUCCUCAAUGACUAAAGACGCUGCGGACAAGGCAUUCGCGCAAGCUGGAUUCAAACAAGGCCAGGGCCGCGACCAAGUUGGUGUUGUAGAACUCCAUGACUGCUUCGCUGCUAAUGAACUCAUUACUUACCCUGCACUGGGUCUUUGUGCUGUCGAUGAAGCACACAAAAUGGUCGACAGAGGAGAUAAUACAUAUGGGGGAAAGUAUGUCAUCAAUCCCAGCGGGGGUCUUGAGGCCAAGGGUCACCCAUUAGGUGCUACAGGACUAGGAAUGCAUUUCUACAUCACUGCUCAACUCAGAAACUGGGCGGGACCGAUGCAAGCUCCAGGUCUGUUCGACAUUUCCGACAAGCGUGGCAAGUUAGGUCUCAUACAUAACAUCGGCCUUGGUGGUGCAUGUGUUGUGAGCGUUCUGCGUAGACCUGAGUUCUACAAAGAAGGCGGAAAAGAUGGAAGAGAUAGACUCGGGUAUAAUCAUGCACAUGAGUGCCGGUCAAUUACGAUGGCAGAAGUCAACAAAGUGAAAUCUAAGAAGAGUUCAGAUUGGUUCCUUUCUCUGGCUAAGUUGUGAGGAGGAUAAUGAUGCAUAACGCCAGUUGGAAGCGAAAGCAUCUUCGUCUUCGGGUCCACGUUUUCUUACGACAAAUCAACAUUGUGUCUUCUAUGGUUGUAGUUAUGUACCAUUAGCGAUCUACUAUCAUUUGCUUGGCUGUGCUCUUACCAAUUUAUUUCAA